Molecule: messenger RNA, 1021 nt
Organism: Anastrepha obliqua
Lineage: Eukaryota; Metazoa; Arthropoda; Insecta; Diptera; Tephritidae
Product: GPN-loop GTPase 3
Exons: 3
Coding region: 76-954 (292 amino acids)
Molecular function (GO): GTPase activity
Source: RefSeq, a predicted model, not a curated record
GCCCAUUUAAAAAAAGUGAAUCAGCUGUUAACUUGUUGAUGGGAAUUUAUCUUGCUGCUUACAAUUGAAAACAAAAUGCGGUAUGCCCAGGUUGUGGUUGGCCCGGCUGGCAGUGGCAAAUCAACAUAUUGCACAUAUAUGCAGCGCCAUGCUCAAGAUUCAAAACGUGCGAUCGAAGUAGUGAACCUAGAUCCGGCGGCAGAACAUUUUGACUAUCAACCGUUGGUCGAUAUACGCGAUCUGAUUCAAUUGGACGAUGCAAUGGAAGAUAAAGAACUUCACUAUGGUCCCAAUGGAGGCCUGAUAUUUUGCUUGGAAUACUUAAUAGAAAACCAGGAUUGGUUAAAAGAGCAACUAUGUGGUGCGGAUGAUUCCGACAAUGAUAUUGGUGGAGAACCCGAUGACGACUAUAUACUCUUUGAUAUGCCUGGACAAAUAGAACUUUUCACACAUUUAUCGAUGGGAAAGCAGUUAGUACAGUUGUUGGAGUCUUGGAAUUUCCGCAUUUGCACGGUUUUUCUCGUGGAUUCUCAGUUCAUGGUUGAUGGUGCGAAAUUUCUGUCGGGCACCAUGGCUGCUCUAAGUGUUAUGGCUAAUUUGGAGAUGCCACAUGUUAAUGUUUUGAGUAAAAUGGAUUUACUUAGUAAGUCAGCACGGAAGCAAUUGGAUAAUUAUUUGGAUCCAGACCCGAAAGCGUUAUUGGGCGAUGUUACACAAGAAUCGGCAUGGGGACGAACGCAUCGAAAACUUUCUGAGGCAAUUGGAAGUUUAAUUGAGGACUUCAGUCUUGUUCGAUUCGUUCCGUUGAACAUUGACGAUGAGGAAAGCAUACAGGAUUUACUCCUUCAAAUAGACAACGUUAUACAAUAUGGAGAAGAUGCCGAUGUGAAAAUACGCGACUUCGACCCACCAGAAGAGGAAAACGAUCCCAUUGCCGAAUCGAAAAUAGUUUAAAGCCCGUGAAUAUAAAACAUUUUUUAUAAGUAUAUCUACCAAUAAAUUUCAAAUUAAACAUGUUCAA